Arctia plantaginis is the source of this 3879-nucleotide messenger RNA. NCBI's taxonomy places the organism in Eukaryota, Metazoa, Arthropoda, Insecta, Lepidoptera, Erebidae. The record is from the annotation of a GenBank genome assembly.
AUGGCAGAUACAGAGGAAUAUUUCCCGCGUGGAGGAAAGAAGCCAACAACCACACAUUUUAAACAAAAUGCCAACUUUCUAGGCGCUACUGAAAAACGAGACAAGAAGAAGAAAAAAAUAAAGAAGAAGUCUGAAGGUGACGAUGGGUAUUUAUCGGAUGAGGGCUCGAAAGAAGUCAGUGAAUCUUUUAAGAAUUGUGCCUACGGUUUGAGUUAUAAGACUGUAAAGGAAGGAGUAUUGAUCUUGGGCAGGGUUAAGAAUGUCUUAGAAACAAAAGUAGUGAUUAGCCUGCCGUGCCGGAUGAUCGGAUCAGUCAUGGCUUGCCAUAUUAGUGAACCGUAUAACAAGCAGCUAGAAGCAUAUGUCAAUGAUAAGGUGGAUAGAGUAAUAGAGCUGGGUCAGAUGUUCCACAUAGGCCAGUAUGUAGCUGUCAAAGUCUUGGAAGUCAAGGAGCUAAGCAUCAUGCUCUCUAUGAUGCCACAACACGUCAAUGGUCAGAAGAAACACGCUGACUUACAUAAAGGCACUCUACUGCAAGCAGCAGUGACCUCAGAAGAAGACCAUGGAUAUGUCAUGGAUAUUGGUAUUCCUGAUAUCAGGGCAUUCCUGCCUAAGAAAAAUACUAACCCUGAAAUACAGCUAGAUGUUGGGGUGAUAACUUGGUGCAUUGUCAAGUCGCUGUCGGACGGCGGAGUGGUGACGUUGUCGAACGAGCUGGCAACAUUGCAGAACAGUUUGCAAAAACACAAGACUACAUCCCCACUACUGCCUGCUUCCAACCUUGAGUUCCACGUAGAUACGCCUUUAGACAACGGCAUCGAAGGCAGUGUGUUCGGCGAUACGACAGCUUAUAUUCAGCGCCAACACGCCGAGUCUGUUAAAGGAAAGAAACCAGCUCUUGGACAGAAGAUCCGCGCUCGCCUGCUCUACGUUAUGCCAACGCGAAACACUCCAUUCCUAACGAUGAAGAACAUCUUCGAGACUACAUAUCCUGACAUGGAGGUGGAGCAGAAACUUAAAGAUGGAGCUAUCGUCGAAGAAGCUAAGGUGUUGAAGAUAACAGGGAGGUCAAUACACUUCAGGCUGGGUGGAGACUGCUUCGGUACCAUGAGCUUGAAACGAAUCCAGGUAGACGAGGAAUUGACUGAUGAGGAGGUGGUGGCGAAGUCUUACCCUAUAGGUAGUACCCAUAAAGUACGAAUACUUUGCUACAACUAUUCGGACUACGUGUACUCUGUCUCCGACCAACCAGACCUGGUCGCCGAGAAGUAUUUCAACCACGCGCAGCUGAAGGUCGGCGAGUUGGUCGACGCUACCGUCAAAACUGUCUCUGAGAACCAUGUCUUAUUAAAUGUUGGCAGAGUAUCAGGUUACGUGUCGCAAGCGCACCUGUCUGAUUCAGGAAUUUUUAUCGAUCCCAAAAGAUCUUCCAACUCCAAACUGCCCAAGAAGAAAUUCAAGGUUGGUCAAGCUGUCACCGCACGUGUAUUAGUUGUAGACCCGGUCAAGCAAACCCUAUUCCUGACCCUUAAACCCUCGCUCCUAGCUCCAGAUCUUGAAAUUCUGAGCAGUUACAAACAGGUUGUGGUUGGAAAGGGGUAUACCGGAGUUAUUAAGACGAUUCGUGACUUUGUGGUGGUUUCGUUCUUCAACAACGUGACAGCCUUCGUGCCGAGAGCCUGUGUGACCAAGGAGCCCCUCGACAACAUCGCAGACGCAUUCCAUAUAGGACAGAUUGUAAACUGCACAAUAUUGAAAGUGGAUCCAUCAACUCAGAGGAUGACGGGCAGUCUUACCACUACACCUUUUUCACCUAAAAAGCGAGAAUCUCCUGCGAAACGUAAGCAAACAUCUACUGAAGAAGUGCCCAAUAAAAAACUUAAACUGGCUGAAGAAAAUCAAAAAACACAGAUAAAAGGCAAGAAGCAAGUAACACAAAAAGAGCUGGCUAGUGAGGAAAUAGAAAAUAAACAGAUACAGAAAAAAAUAAAGAAACAAGAACCACAGGCUGAUUCAACAGAUGACGAAGUGGAAGAAAUUGAAAUGAAACAGAAAAAAGGAAAGAAAAAUGUGCUACAAACUGAGACAGUUGUCGAAGAUAUUGGUAAGCCCAAAAAGAAAAAAACAAAGAAAGCAGAAUCACAACCAGCAACCACAGAUGAUGAGGUUGAAGAAGAAAAUGUGAAUAAGAAAAAGAAAAAAUUGAAAACGGAAAUUGAAAACGAAUGUAAAGAUACAACCAAAAAAGAAAAUAAAAAUAAAAAACGCAAACAAGAGUCUGUAGAUAUGGAAGAAUCUACAACAGAAACAGAUAUAGAAGUAACAAAAAAGAAUAAACAGAAGAAGAAACGCAAAGAUAAGGAAGAAACUAGAAUAUCAGAAGAGAGUGAUGCGAUAGAAACUGACAUUUAUGAAGACAGUGACCAAGUAUUAAGUCCGCAAGAGUUAGGCCUCAUAGAUUUAUCAGACUGUACCACAGCAAAACAAUUUAAAAAACGAGUAGUUUCAUUACUUAAAUCAAUAAAGAAUAGAACAAGGAGAAUAGACAAGAUAGAUACAAAACUAUCUAGGUUAGAAGAAAAAGGAUUGACAAUGGAAAAUAAAAAAUUUCACACAGCCAUGCACAAUGAAAAAAAUGUUUUAAAAGAAAGAAUUCAAAAAUUAUUUGAUGCAUUAAAUGUAGCUCAAGAGAAACUGAAAGAAUUUGAUAUUGUUGAUAAAGUAGAGUAUAAAAAGAAACAGAAAGAAAAUAAAAAAGAAAAUAGUGAAGUAGAAUCAUCUAAAGUGGGAAAGAAAGAAACAGAAAAUAAAACUUUACUUAAGAAGGUGGAUAUAAAAGUAGUUGAGAACUUAGAACCAGCUCUGGAAGUGGCCAGUAUUAAAGAUUUCUGGUCUGUAGGUGAGAGUAAUACGAAGAAUGUUCCAGAAGAAGAUUCUAGCAGCAGUGAAGAUGAGGAAACAGAACAACCAAAAAAGAAACGGAAGAAACUAACAGUAGCUGAGAAGCUGGCUAAAGUGAGAGAAGAAGAAGAGAGAGUGAGAGAAAUGGAGAGGAGGGCGAUUGAGAGCGAGUCGCAGCCGCGUUCUAGCGAACAGUUCGAACGGGCGCUCCUCGCCAAUCCUAACUGCAGCCAACUAUGGAUUGCUUAUAUGGCCUUCCACCUACAGGCUACGGAGCUGGAAAAGGCUCGCGCCGUGGGCCGUAAAGCGCUGAGCUCGAUCUUAUUCAGAGAAGAAGAAGAAAAGCUGAACGUCUGUCUCGCCAUGAUCAACUUCGAGAACAGAUUCGGAACCAAGGAAUCACAGCAGAAAAUAUUAGAAGAAUCUUUGCAAAUAAAUGAGCCGUUUAAGGUCCACUCCAAGCUUCUCGAUAUUUAUGUGGAGACCAGUAAGCAUCAGGAGUUAGUUGCGUUGGUGGAUCUCAUGAUGAGGAAGUAUAAGCGGGAUCCGAAUACCUACAUUAUGUGCGGAGCUGCAUGUUUUAAACUCGGAUUAGUCGACAAAGCUCGGCAGGUAAUGCAGAAAGCGAUUGCUGUCUUAGAAAAGAAAGAACAUGUUACAGUGCUGGUCCAGUUCGCACUGUUAGAACGGACGCAUGGUGCUCGAGAGCGUGCGGAGGCCUUAUUUGAGCAAAUACUGGCGGUGUACCCGCAGAGGGUGGACGUUUGUUCAUCGUACAUCGACAUGCUGAUCAAAAACGGAGACUUUGAUCAUGUCAGGCAAGUUAUGGAGCGAAUGACUUCACAAAAGUUGCCAGCAAGGAAAAUGAAAAUACUGUACAAAAAAUGGAUGGAAGUGGAGGAAAAACUUGGAGAGCAAAAUCAAGUAGAAAAAAUAAAACAGCAAGCUAUGAAGUACAUAGAAAAGGCUAAGUUUUAA